AAACGUAACUGAAAAUCCACAAGACAGAAUAGCCAGAUCUCGGAGGAGCCUGGCUAAGCAAAACCCUGCAGAAAGGCUGCCUAAUUCACAGCAACCAUGAGGAAAGGCCACUUAAGGAUGCAGCAAGAAGGAGCCGUCUGCAAUCCAGGAAGAAAUUCCUUACCAGGAACCAAAUUGGUUGUCACCUUCAUCUAGGACUUCUAGCCUCCAGAACUUACAAAUGGUGAUGAUCAUCAGGUCAAGGAUAGUCUGGAGCAAUUGAGAUGUCACUUUACAUGGAAGUUAUCCAUUGAUGAUGAUGAAAUGCCUGAUUUAGAAAACAGAGUCUUAGAUCAGAUUGAAUUCCUAGACACCAAAUACAGUGUGGGAAUACACAACCUCCUAGCCUAUGUGAAACACCUGAAAGGCCAGAAUGAGGAAGCCCUGAAGAGCUUAAAAGAAGCUGAAGACUUAAUGCAGAAAGAACCUGACAACCAAGCAAAUGUGAGGAGUCUGGUGACCUGGGGCAACUUUGCCUGGGUGUAUUACCACAUGGGCAGACUGGCAGAAGCCCAGACUUACCUGGACAAGGUGGAGAACAUUUGCAAGAAGCUUUCAAAUCCCUUCCGCUAUAGAAUGGAGUGUCCAGAAAUAGACUGUGAGGAAGGAUGGGCCUUGCUGAAGUGUGGAGGAAAGAAUUAUGAACGGGCCAAGGCCUGCUUUGAAAAGGUGCUUGAAGAGGACCCUGAAAACCCUGAAUCCAGCGCUGGGUACGCAAUCUCUGCCUAUCGCCUGGAUGGCUUUAAAUUAGCCACAAAAUAUUACAGGCCAUUUUCUUUGCUUCCCCUAAGGCAGGCUGUCCGUUUAAAUCCAGACAAUGGAUAUAUUAAGGUUCUCCUUGCCCUGAAGCUUCAGGAUGAAGGACAGGAAGCUGAAGGAGAAAAGUACAUUGAAGAAGCUCUGGCCAACAUGUCCUCACAUACCUAUGUCUUUCGAUAUGCAGCCAAGUUUUACCGAAGAAAAGGCUCAGUGGAUAAAGCUCUUGAGUUAUUAAAAAAGGCUUUGCAGGAAACACCCACUUCUGUCUUAUUGCAUCACCAGAUAGGGCUUUGCUACAGGGCACAAAUGAUCCAAAUCAAGGAGGCUACAAAAGGGCAGCCUAGAGGGCAGAAUAGAGAAAAGCUAGACAAAAUGAUAAGAUCAGCCAUAUUUCAUUUUGAAUCUGCAGUGGAAAAAAAGCCCACAUUUGAGGUGGCUCAUCUAGACCUGGCAAGAAUGUAUAUAGAAGCAGGGAAUCACAGAAAAGCUGAAGAGACUUUUCAAAAAGUGUUAUGCAUGAAACCAGUGGUAGAAGAAACAAUGCAAGACAUACAUUUCCACUAUGGUCGGUUUCAGGAAUUUCAAAAGAAAUCUGAUGUCAAUGCAAUUAUCCAUUAUUUAAAAGCUAUAAAAAUGGAACAGGCAACAUUAGCAAGGGAUAAAAGUAUCAAUUCUUUGAAGAAAUUGGUUUUAAGGAAACUUCAGAGAAAUGCAUUAGAUCUGGAAAGUUUGAGCCUCCUUGGGUUCGUCUACAAAUUGAAAGGAAAUAUGAAUGAAGCCCUGGAGUACUAUGAGCGGGCCCUGAGACUGGCUGCUGCUGACUUUGAGAACUCUGUGAGACAAGGUCCUUAGGCACCCAGAUAUCAGCCACUUUCACAUUUCAUUUCAUUUUAUGCUAACAUUUACUAAUCAUCUUUUCUGCUUACUGUUUUCAGAAACAUUAUAAUUCACUGUAAUGAUGUAAUUCUUGAAUAAUUACUCAAAUCUGAUAAAAUAUUAGUUGCGUUCAACAAUUAGUGAAACAGAAUGUGUGUGUGCAUGCAAGAAAGAGAGAAAUCAUUUGUAUGAGUGCUAUGUAGUAGAGAAAAAAUGUUAGGUAACUUUGCAAGAAAUAAAACGUUGGACUUACAGUAAA
Symphalangus syndactylus (siamang) is the source of this 1933-nucleotide messenger RNA. RefSeq names its product interferon-induced protein with tetratricopeptide repeats 1. Gene Ontology annotation, biological process: defense response to virus. The record is from RefSeq and is a predicted model, not a curated record. Gene Ontology annotation, cellular component: cytosol. Gene Ontology annotation, molecular function: protein binding; RNA binding. Lineage: Eukaryota; Metazoa; Chordata; Mammalia; Primates; Hylobatidae.